This is a messenger RNA of Maudiozyma barnettii, 1314 nucleotides long. It is a transcript of the gene PRP3, whose product is annotated as U4/U6-U5 snRNP complex subunit PRP3. Gene Ontology annotation, cellular component: U4/U6 x U5 tri-snRNP complex. Gene Ontology annotation, biological process: mRNA splicing, via spliceosome. The transcript has a single exon. Lineage: Eukaryota; Fungi; Ascomycota; Saccharomycetes; Saccharomycetales; Saccharomycetaceae. The record is from RefSeq and is a predicted model, not a curated record. Bases 1 to 1314 code for a protein of 437 amino acids.
AUGUCAGAUAAUAGAAAGAGAAAGGCUGAGAAUGAGUCUCGUGGUCUACAAACAGAACUUCAUCCAGCUUUGAAAUCGGCCAACUUAACAUUAAUCAAAGAACAGCAACAUCACAGUAAUCCAUAUAUAAGUAAUGAUCAUAAUGCUGGUAAUAACCGUAAGAGAGCUCAUCUAUCUAGAUUUUUCCGUAAAGGUGAAAUUAUUGAACGUGUAACUCAAGAACGUGCAAAAUUACGUGAGGUUGAGAAACAAUUGGAGGUAACGCUAGCAGAGGAACAAGAAGAGAAGAAACGUUAUCAAUUAAAGGUCAUUAGUGGUGAAUUACCAGAUCUUGAGAAGGGUGAGAAUAAAUUUAUUAAAAGUGUGGAUGAUAUACCUGAGGAUGUAGAGUGGUGGGAUGCCGUAUAUUUAGAUAAGAAGACUCAUCAAAUAUUAGGGAAAUACGUUGUUUCAGAUUAUGAAUCUGAGGAAGAAGAAGAAGAAGAAGAUAAUGAUCAAGAAGAUGGGAAUUAUGCGCCAAAUAUACGUUAUGUACAUCAUCCUUUACUUCAAGCUGAUGCGAAGGUAACUAAAGAUCAACUUACAAGGACAUAUCUUACCAAAAAAGAGCAUCGUAGGAUCCGCCGUCAUAAGAGAAAAGUUGAGCUAGAGGAGACAGAGACGAAAAUAAAAUUGGGACUUAUUCCUAAACCUGAACCGAAAGUAAAGCAGAGUAAUAUGAUGAAUGUAUUAGAGAAUGAUGCAAAUAUUGUGGAUCCGACAAGUUACGAGAAAAUUGUCAAGGAACAAGUUCAAGAACGUAAGGAUCAACAUAUUGCAACAAAUAAUUUACGUCAUGAGGAGGCAGUAAAACGUAGAAAGGAUGAGGCCAAGACUGUAACGAAAUUAGAUUUCGAAGACACAUAUUAUUGUAAUGUUUACAAAUUUCAAAAUCUUAACAAUCCACAACUACGUUAUAAAUUGAACAUGAAUGCGAAACAAUUGAAAUUAAGAGGUUGUUGUCUUCGAAUUGGUGAGGAGGGUCCUGGUUUAAUAAUUAGUGUGACGAACGAGAAGAACGGUAAAUUUUUCAAUAAAUUAAUAAUGAAUCGUCUCAAAUGGAAUGAAUCCUUCGAAAAUAGGUCAACUGGUGAAAUGAUUGAAAAUAAUGGGAACCGUGUUCAUCAUACGUGGAACGGGACUAUAAGACUUAAGGAACAUCCAUUUUCUGGAUGGUUUAUGAGAGUUUGUCGAAAUAGCGAUGAUUUAAAAGGUGCACUGGCACGAUUCAAUGGUGAGUCUUUUUAUAGAGAUACAUUAGGUACCUCGUCAUGA